This is a messenger RNA of Notothenia coriiceps (black rockcod), 1997 nucleotides long. RefSeq names its product nuclear receptor coactivator 5. The transcript has 9 exons. The record is from RefSeq and is a predicted model, not a curated record. The coding region runs from base 127 to 1410 and encodes 427 amino acids. NCBI's taxonomy places the organism in Eukaryota, Metazoa, Chordata, Actinopteri, Perciformes, Nototheniidae.
UUCCUCCGUCUCCUCCCCAUUACAGGGAGGGUUGUAAUAGAACCUAGCAUAACAUUUUUUUAUCCCACUGUUAUUAAAAGCUUAAGAAGCUUACGUGUGUUUGGCUGAAGCUGCAGUCCAGAGAACAUGUCGUCCUGGGCGAAGUCGUCCGCAGCUGCCCGACGGCAAGCAGCUAACCCCAAUGGAAGUUCUCAACAACUGCGUCUGUUUCGGAGAGCAACACCUUACUCCAGAGAGGAGAGGGGCGAGGAGCUGAAGGAUGCCCUGGACAGCUAUGAAGAACUAGAGCAAAUCCAAAACUACAGUGGAAAUGUGAAGUACGAGGGGUACAAGCAUCAGCAAAAUGCAAAGCCAUCCAAAGCAGCCAAGGCCGACGGCUGCACUCCAGCAGACAGACGCAAAGCCCUGUACCAGAAGUUCUACAGACAGGUGCAGGAGGACAAGACGCCGGCCGACUGCGUGGUCCUCUCUGUCACCAACCGGUGCAUGGAUUACCCCAAAUCGCUAAGCCAGUGCUUGCAGGAGCGUGGCCUGUCAGUGGAAAUGCUCUACCUUCAGGCGGAGUCAGGCCUGACCCGGGCUCUUCAGGAUGUCCGAGCAGUCGGCUCGCCGUUAUGUAUUCUGGUGGAGCACACAAACGUAGCUCUGUCCUCCUGCACUGUUAUCAUAUUUUCAGAAUCCCUAAAAAUCCAUCGCAACAUGCCCAAAGACCAGGCCAUGGACUUUGUUACAGCAGAGUACAGCCAUGGACUCGUCAAAGAACGUCCAGGAAGAGAUCCCGCGGAGACUGCAGCACAGUCGUCACAGCUGGUGGAUGACUUCCUGGAACGAGAAAAAAUCGAGCGCCACACCGUUCCCCUUGAAACCCGCCAGCUCCUCCUGCUGUUUGCCGACGGGGUGCAUCUCUACCACGAAGAGCUGGGAACCAUCUCGGAGUACGUCCGUUCCCGGCAGGAGCACGCACAAGCUUCCCACGCUGAGGGGAAGAGGGGUAACAUGUUGCCUCCAGGUUUGGGGAAACCCCCUCCUCUGCUCCCCACUCCACCAGGGCUGCUUCAACCCCAGUCCUCAGCCGGAGCAGGGCCCAUGAUGAACCACUCUCCCACUCCUCUGUUGCUUUCACCAGGCUCUUAUCCCAAAACCAAACCUCCUCCUCUACUGUCCUUGCAUCGACCGAACGGUCCGUCGUUAGGGGGCUCAUCUUCACGAGGCCUGCUGUCUUCACACAAUCCCUACGGUGGCCCCUCUGCUCCUCGCGGGCCCCCUCUCCACCACGUUCCCCCAUACCACCAAGGCCCCAGAGGCACUCACAUGGGCAGAGGAGCCCCGCCUUCUCUAAAAAGUUCACGUCCUCCACUUCUCGCUUCUCCAGGUGGCCCUCUUCAGCGACCUGGUGGCCCCCGACACUAACAACAUAGACAUCCACUCACACUGUUACACACGGAGGCUACUAGUACCAGCAGUGUUUUGAACAUUUCACCAAACUGGAGACCAGAUUACUCCUGGCGGCUGCGUGCCCUUAUCUUUUUUUAAAUAAUAAUUAACAAACAUAAUUGAUUAGAUGCCAAAAUGGUCGUAAUUGUUAAAUAUUAAGUACUUGUGGAUUGAAUGAUGACAACAUAUUCUAAUGACUUAUGUUUUUAAGUUUCCAGGAUCCCUGCGUUAUCCCUUUUCAUGUAUUUUCUUUAUAAUGUACUGCAAGUUUCACCCAGUCAUCCCAAAAACAAAAAAAAUCUUGUCUGCCCUUGUGCACUCCAUACACUUGGUGUCUAAGGUUCAGUGUCUAAGGUUCAGCAUAGGAUAAAUGUCGACUGACUUUUUUUAUUUUUUUUGUAUAUAAUGAAUUAAGCAAGUAGCCUACCAGCUGUAUAAGGUGCUUCAAGAUGGUGCUUAAGAUUUUGUCAUGAAAAAAGAUUUUAAAAAAGUACUUGUGGAGCUUGUAUAAUCAGGGUUGAAUAUGAUAUUGACUUAAUUGGUAUUAAAGUGUCUUAAAUCAA